GCAAGCAAGUUGUACCCAGGGUGAUAGGGGGAGGGGGUUGAGAAUGCAAAAGAAGCAACAGCUUGAGAUUUCUAGGGAACCGGGACGAAAGGAAAGUCUGAGCAGCUCCUAUAAGACAAGGAAGUAUAGAAGGAAGGAUGAGGUGGAGAACGCAUGGACAAAUAACGUAGAUUCCUUAAAGGAACAGCGGGCAAGAAAAGAGCGGAGGAAUUUUUGUUCUUGUGCAAGACAUCAAGACAUGAGAAGAAAGUGAGCUGAAAGAUUAAGGAAAGAGCAAAGCAACAGAGAAGUGAUAAAAACCAGGCCUGUCAGUAGAGAAAAGAAGAGAAAGAGAGAGAAAAAGAGUGCAAGUAGCAGUUAAAUUAAGAGGAGGGAGGGAGAGUGAGGAGAUUAACAGUCUGAGAAAGAGAGAGAGAGAGUAAGAAAAGGGUGCAGUCGUCAAGAAACGGACCCAGUGAUAAAAUAACGAGAGGACGGCACGGGAAAAGAGGAAGUCGUCGGCAAUGGAAACAGCCACAUUUAAAUGAGAGUUUACGAGAGCACAUGCAUUUCAGCGGCUAUGUGUGCGCCAAAGCUCGUGUGUGAGAGUGGAUGCGCGUUAUGAAGACUCUUAUGCUCUGGCUCCUUCCUGUCAUCCUUCUGUGUUCCUUCUGCAGUGUGGCCUUUUGGAUUUUCAUCUCUAACAAUAAUGUAAUCCCUCACCCUUCAUCUAGGAUUCCUCAAAAAAGCUCAGAAACACAAUCUUGCAAGGGAUGCAAAGACAUUGUGUUAAUUGCCAAGGUGCUGGAGAACUACACGGAGAAAUGGAAAAAGCACGAGACAAACUUUAAAAGAUUCAGGUCAUUACUGAACAGCAAAUGCAAUGCUUUGUCAAAGGCUGUGGUUACACAGAAUAACACCCCACUCGGGUCAAAUGUUAUUUAUGAUGGAGAGAGGCGAAAGCCGCUACAGGUGACACAAGCCCUGUUCAACAUCUUGGCUAAGGAGCAGCCCUUUGGAAAUGCAACAUGGGAGUCAUGUGCUGUGGUGGGAAAUGGAGGUAUUUUGGCCAAUAGCAGCUGUGGAGAAGAAAUUAACUCAGCCCAGUUUGUCAUUAGAUGCAACCUCCCUCCACUGGAUAACAGAUAUGAAAAAGAUGUGGGCAACAAAACCAACCUGGUGACUGCAAAUCCCAGCAUCCUUCAUGAGAAGUACAGUGGACUGAUGGAGCGCCGUCGUCCAUUUGUGGAAAGCCUUCGUCCUUAUGGACAAGCCUUAUUGCUGUUGCCAGCCUUCUCGUACGGUCACAACACACCUGUAUCGCUGCGUGCCUUUUACACACUGGAGGACUUUGGCAACGACAGCCUGCUGCCUGUUUUCCUCAAUCCAGAUUACUUGAGGAGGUUGUCGAAGUUUUGGCGUGAGCGAGGCCUUAACUCAGUUCGUCCCAGCACAGGACUCAUUAUGGCCAGCUUAGCACUAGAACUCUGUUCAAACGUUCAUUUGUAUGGUUUUUGGCCUUUCAGUAAACAUCCAAACAACAGUCGGCCGAUCACCAACCAUUACUACGAUAACCGGGAGAGCAAGAAGAACGUGCAUUCAAUGCCGACCGAGUUCGAGCAUUUGGUGAAACUCCACAAGCAAGGUGUUAUUCGCAUACACCUGGGUGAGUGUCAGCCCACUCAUAGUUAAGACAUGAGCCUGGCUGGUAACUAGGCCUUGACUGUAAUGUACUCUAUAUUCCCUUAAAAAAUACCUCACAGUUUGGUUAAGAACUACAACAGGCCACCUGGAUGGGUGUCUGGAGAGACACAGCUGUGAAUGUGAAUGUGCACUGAAUGUAUAUUGCCUAUAUUGCUGUUCAUACUCAAAAAAGCAGCCAUGACCAUGCACAACAAAAUCAUGUUACUUUAAGAUAAUCUUGCAUACAAAAAUAGCUGAAGACGAAUGUAAGAAUUUUAGCCUUGGUAUACUGUGAACGAAUUUAAUUAGGAAAAUGACUCUGAGAGCAGCACCCCUAAACACUCCCUACGCACACUUGCCUUAGUCAGCCAUUAACGUGCUUGCUAUUGGUGCUCCUCCAGCUCUGUUGCAUUCAUCACAAGUGCCAUUCUGUCCUCUUCAGCAAGUAUUAGCAGUAAAUGUGAAUUUGAUCUCAGGUGUGGAGAAAUAGCUGUAAUAGCAGCACUGGAUUAUAAUACUAAGACUCAGAUCUCACCUAGGAGAUCACAGAAAUGUCUGCAUGAUUAAAAGCACGACAUCACAUUCACAAUGAGAAACAAUAGGAAGCAUGGAUGAAGACAAGAGCUGUAAAAGCUGAUAAAUUUCAAACGUGACAGUUUUGAAUGCCCUGUCAGAGCACGAUAUCACUCUUACAGCAAACAAUGUAAAGUAAUUAAAACUCGCUUUGAACUGUUAAAUAUCAGUUUGUGCAAUUUUCUCUCCUUUACUUUUAAACCUUAAAGAGAUUUCACCCAAAAAGAAAAUUCUGUGAACGUAAACUCACCCUCAUGUUGGAACAUACAAGAUAUUUUGUUGGUAGUUUUUGGUUUUGGUUACCUGUGACUUCCAAUCUACUUGUUGUUUACUGAAAACACUCCUUGAGGUAUUUGUGAUAAAAUUUGAAAUUUCCAAUGGUACGUUAUCAAAAAAUAAAAAAAUGUAAAUAAAAACAUGAGCUUGACAUUGGUAAAUGACAAAAAUAUAUUUUUUUCUGUGCAAUAUUCCUGUAAAUCAUCAGCACAUAAACCUUUCGAAAGCAGAA
This is a messenger RNA of Labeo rohita (rohu), 2743 nucleotides long. It is a transcript of the gene st8sia6, whose product is annotated as ST8 alpha-N-acetyl-neuraminide alpha-2,8-sialyltransferase 6. NCBI's taxonomy places the organism in Eukaryota, Metazoa, Chordata, Actinopteri, Cypriniformes, Cyprinidae. Gene Ontology annotation, molecular function: alpha-N-acetylneuraminate alpha-2,8-sialyltransferase activity. The coding region runs from base 592 to 1671 and encodes 359 amino acids. The record is from RefSeq and is a predicted model, not a curated record. Gene Ontology annotation, biological process: N-glycan processing; oligosaccharide metabolic process. The transcript is spliced from 7 exons.